This is a messenger RNA of Beta vulgaris subsp. vulgaris (sugar beet), 2877 nucleotides long. Its product is annotated as magnesium transporter MRS2-I. Gene Ontology annotation, cellular component: membrane. The transcript is spliced from 11 exons. Gene Ontology annotation, biological process: magnesium ion transport; transmembrane transport. Bases 462 to 1520 code for a protein of 352 amino acids. The record is from RefSeq and is a predicted model, not a curated record. Gene Ontology annotation, molecular function: magnesium ion transmembrane transporter activity. NCBI's taxonomy places the organism in Eukaryota, Viridiplantae, Streptophyta, Magnoliopsida, Caryophyllales, Amaranthaceae.
UUUUCCUAAUUGAACUUCUUUCCCUUUCUUUCUCUCUUCAGUGGCGGAUUUACCUCAUACCACGCUGGUGCACCAGCAAUAAAAAAAAAAAAAAAUAUUAAAAAAAUUUCAAAAAAAUCACGCUGGUUGGCUCUUGGCUGUAGUCACAAACUUCUUUUCUCUCACUCACAAUCGCAGACUUCUUUCUCUCUCAUAAAACCUCAAACGUUUUCGUUGCUGGCUUGACUGGUUUCGUCCGGCGACCUCACCGGCGGCGCCUUCGUGGUCGAUUCGUCACUGCUGGUGGGCUGGUGGCUUCGUCCUUCGUGGGAGAUUCGUGGCUUCAAGUACGUGGUCGGAAUUCGUGGCUUCAACUCUUCAAGUGGUCGGAAAUCAGAUUCCUUGGUGGACGACAGUGGCCGGAUUUCUUGUUUUACUCUAGUUCUUCAUCAAAGAUAGAGAAAUAAAGACAAUUUUUAGUGAUGGGGAAAGAAGGAUACAUAGUUCCAGUGGACCCUCAAAUGGGGUUGAGUGUAGGCCUGAAGAAGAAACCUGUCGGGUCGCGCAAUUGGGUUUUACUUGAUUUGUUGGGCCAGGGUACUGUUCUUGAUCUUGAUAAAUACGCUAUUAUGCACCGUGUUCAUAUCCAUGCUCGUGAUCUUCGGAUUUUGGAUCCUCUUCUGUCUUACCCUUCCACUAUUUUGGGACGUGAGAAAGCCAUUGUUCUCAAUUUGGAGCAUAUUAAGGCAAUUAUUACUGCUGAUGAGGUCUUACUUCGAGAUCCUUCAGAAGAAAAUGUAAUUCCUGUUGUUCAGGAACUUCAGAGGCGGUUAUGUCCUGAAAGUGCUCAGCAUAGAAUUCAAGGGGAUGGGAAAGAGUCGGGGGGACAUGAUGUUGAAGCUAACGAUGAAGAUGAAUCUCCUUUUGAAUUUCGUGCUCUUGAGGUGGCUUUGGAUUCAAUAUGUAGCUUUCUUGCUGCACGUACUACUGAACUUGAAACUGCUGCUUAUCCCGCAUUGGAUGAGCUGACGUCCAAGAUAAGCAGCCGGAACUUGGACAGAGUAAGAAAAUUGAAGAGUGCAAUGACAAGAUUGACUGCUCGUGUUCAAAAGGUGAGGGAUGAGCUUGAACAACUUUUGGAUGAUGAUGAUGAUAUGGCCGACCUUUAUUUGUCGAGAAAGGCUGCACCUGCUUCACCACUUAGUGGAUCAGGAGCUGCCUGGUUCCCCAGUUCGCCUACCUUUGGAUCUAAGAUAUCAAGAGCAAGCAGAGCAAGUGUGGUCACAGCUCGUGGUGAUGAGAAUGAUGUUGAGGAACUUGAAAUGUUGCUCGAGGCUUACUUCAUGCAAAUUGACGGGACAUUGAAUAAACUAACUACGUUGAUGAUCUUGAACUGGAACUUGCAGCUUCGUGAAUACAUAGAUGACACUGAGGAUUACAUUAACAUUCAGCUCGACAAUCAUCGAAAUCAGUUAAUUCAGUUUGAGAUGUUAUCCUUUGGUGUUACCACCCAUGAUACGGCUAUUGGACUUGGAUAUUGAUUAUUACAACAUUAGGACAUGGCAAAAAUGCACAUACAUCCAUACUCGAGAAUAGCACUCUCACUGUACCCCUCUUUAAGGAUCAAAUCUCCUUAUAUCCCCUUUUUACAUUUGUUGUUCAAUUGGUCAUUUUUUUUGUCUAAGGUCUUUGAAUGUAAACCGUAGAUCUUUCUCCUUUAACACAAGCAGGUGGCAGUGGUUGUGCUAAGCUGAGAGCACUCCAUACUCCUUGCAUCUAUUCUUUUAUUUUUUUUAUUCUAGUCGUGUUGUAACCAUGUGGACGUGACAGCUACUUGUUGAGAGGAUGAGCAUCAUAAAUUCAGAUUUUUCCCAUCCUAGUUUGCCAACUAUACUUGAAACUAGUAAUUCCAGUUGAUAAAUGCCAGUGACCACUAUGUUCAAGUUUGCUUCACAGUUCUGCGCUUGUCCUUCCCAAGAGUAUGACUGAAGGUCUCUGAGUAACAGAAUUUGCAAUGUCAAAAAGUGUAAACUUGGAGAGAUACGCAUAGUUGAAGUUAGAAGAAUAGGAAAAUGAUUAUUGUAUAUUCUACAUUUUGAGAUGAAACCACUGGGAGAACGGAGUUGUGGUGAAGAACUUUUUAGUGGUCAUAACGUCAUUUUUUUUUUGUUUCAAGACCUCUGCAAAGAGUGCUUGGGUAAUCUAAUUAAGUGCAGAGGAGUUAGACAAUAUAAAGAGCUCCAUUGUCAACUUUCUCGAUCACUGCCUUCCUUUUAAAGAUGAAUCCACUACGAUAUUAAAGUUGGGAUCAUGUGUGUUUCAGGAGUAGUCAUAUGAGUGAUGUGGCCAAAGAUUAAAGAUUCAUGUGUGUUAAAGACCCAUAAAUACACCACUUGAAAUCUUGUCCCUGAACUUGUGUAAACUUAUCGGAACUUAAAUAUCAUAUUGGCGUAUUGAAAUUUGAAGUUAGGUAGCUCUUUUUGGCAUGAACUUAAUCUAUCUAAACUAAUAUGGUCCUUUCAUGAAAUAAAGGAAAAUUAGGUGAGUGUGGGCAUGGUCCAAUUCUUGUGUGCCUAAGACCUAGAUUGACACUUCCUUACAGAUUUUUAGCGAGAAAAUUAGGGACUUAUGAAUUUUGAAUCUCAAAGGAAGUUCUAGGAAUGUCGGUUCUUGGUCUUUAAUGGCACUAUGGGGAACAAGAGUGUGAUUGUUUUGAGAGGUUGCAACAUAUCUCAUUGUUGGAAACUUGGUUUGUGAUUGGGUUUUAUUUGUAAUUCAAGAAGUUCCAUAACUCGAACAUAUCUGAUUCUUCGCGUCAUCUGAUGAUUGAGAUUGACCUUACUAGUUUAUUAUGAUUUUGAUUUAUGUUGUGAUUAAUUUUGUUUGUGGCUACUUAUC